This is a messenger RNA of Laccaria bicolor S238N-H82, 372 nucleotides long. RefSeq lists its product as uncharacterized. The record is from RefSeq and is a predicted model, not a curated record. Gene Ontology annotation, cellular component: cytoplasm; prefoldin complex. The coding region runs from base 1 to 372 and encodes 123 amino acids. NCBI's taxonomy places the organism in Eukaryota, Fungi, Basidiomycota, Agaricomycetes, Agaricales, Hydnangiaceae. Gene Ontology annotation, molecular function: protein folding chaperone. The transcript has 4 exons. Gene Ontology annotation, biological process: protein folding.
AUGUCGUCAACAACGAAAUCCAAAUCGAAGGCCCCGGUGCUUUCUGACCAGGAAAUUCAGCAAAAUUACAUUCGAAUGCAGAAUGAGCUGCAAGGCCUGGCAGGAAAAAUUGGAGAGCUAGAACAGGAAACAGAUGAACACGAGCUCGUUCUCACCACACUUGAUGAGGCACUUGUGCACGAACCAGAUCGCAAAUGUUUUCGCCUCAUCGGUGGGGUUCUCGUUGAGCGUACAGUGAAGGAUGUCGUCCCUGCCCUUCAGACGAAUCGUGAUGGGAUUCGGAAAGUCGUCGCUAGUUUAACGGAGCAAUACAAGACGAAAGAAAAAGAUCUGGAUACCUUCAAAAACGAAUACAAUAUUCGACCUGUUUAA